AUGUCGGCAGUAGUGGCAUCUAUUGGAACUGAAGACUACUCGGUAGUACUUAAUGUGAAGGAGAAGUUUAUCUCAUUAUAUGUUAAGCCCGUGUUUUCUUCUGUGAUGGACGGUGCCUACAUUUACACCAUAAAAGGGUAUAGUUCAGUAUUAAGCAAUGGUGAAAACUAUGAGUUAGUCAAGUCUGUCUCCUAUCAAUUGAACAAAAAAUACGACAUGCCCGUUUACUUGAAUGUGAAUGGAUAUCCUAGUCAAUUUUCGUUGUUGAAGACGUUGAUUGAGCUUAUUGAUAAUGUUAAAGAAUAG
This is a messenger RNA of Lizanozyma spartinae, 306 nucleotides long. RefSeq lists its product as uncharacterized. The record is from RefSeq and is a predicted model, not a curated record. The transcript has a single exon. NCBI's taxonomy places the organism in Eukaryota, Fungi, Ascomycota, Pichiomycetes, Serinales, Debaryomycetaceae. The coding region runs from base 1 to 306 and encodes 101 amino acids.